GUUGGAGAGAGCUGCUUCCAGGGAAAGAGCCCCUCAGCUCCCACUGGGGGCGGCACUGCCGCCCCUUAGGCAAAGCCUCUAUCUCUUGGAGCUCACUCUACUGCCGCUGCCACUGUGUCUGAUAAUCAUCCCAGCCAAGGCCAGGCUGCGUGAGAGGGACACCAGUGUGAAGGGUGACAAGAGCUUAGGGGAAGCCAGUAUGCCAGGAAAUCAGGAUGGCUACAAAAUCUGUGUGUCAGGAUAGAAAGGCAAAAGCCUGAGCCACACAAGUUCUCCGGUUGAAAACGGACGGAGCACACCUCUCAGACUGGAAUUCUGGGUCAGGGUCCCCUUUUUGAUGACGUGUCUUGCGAAACAGCGGAAGGAAUCCACAUUGGUCCUACAGCCUGUGUCUUCCUCCGGGUUCCACCCACAUAGCUGCAGUCAUCCCUCGGCUCCCAGGGACAGCUCUCAUUCCCCGUUUCUGUACAUCCCUAGCGAACGCCUAAGAACCGUGAAGAGACAAGAUUAGAUGGAAGCUCUGGACUGAGCACGCCAGAGUCAAGUAGAAGAGGCUUCGCGUCCCCUUGGCCUGCUGCUGACGCCUGUGGCAAAACCAGGCAGCAGCCAGGCCAGGGCAGGAGGAAGUCUUGAUUACCAGCCGCAACUGGCCUCAGAGACUCCCCACGCUGACUUGUUAGGUUUCCAAUCACUGGUCUUGUUGCCCCACCCACUUUUCCCCUGUAUUCAAGGCAAUGUUGCCUCAAAACAAGGACCAGGCGCUGCUACGGAACACAGUGCCGCCAGGGGGUCCCCCUCAGGUCCUCUCACAGUUUGUGAACGCCCCUCUAUCCAACUUAGCAUCUCUCUCUCCCCACCAGUCCCUCCCUGCCUCCCACCUUCCUUUGCCCUCUCCCACACAGGCCUGUUUCCCCUUCUCUCCUCUGCCACAGUCCCACUCUCCCGGGUCUCACUUCUUCUCUUCUGACUCCAAUUCGGACUUUGUUCCUCUCCCAUACUCUUCCUCUCUCCCAAGCUCCCCCACUUUUUUUAACCAAAACUACACUUGCCUUCCCUCUCCACACUCAUCCUCUCCCCCGAACUACCAGCUGUGCCUCUCCCCUCCUCUUACCCACUCCUCCUCCUUUUCCCAGGCACAAAAUUUCCCUUCUGGCUCUUGCCAGUCUCCUGCCCAGCUCCAGGACGUUAACAGCCCCACGAUCCAGGAAGCUAAUAGCUCCACGAUCACUUCCCCCAGCCCCAGCUCACUGCCUCGAGGGAUUCCCAGUAACAAACAAACAUGGCAGUGGCCUCAGUCCACAAACACCAGGUCCCCUGGGGAGGCAGGGGGAUGCGUGGCAAGCAAGGUGGACCCUGCAGAAUUCAAGGACCCAGGGGCCCUCGCCCGAGCCCUAGUCGUCCAUGUGGGGCAUCGCAGAAUUGCACGAGACCUGCAGUUGCUGUUUCUGCAGCGCCUGUGGCUAGGCCCCACCCACCAGGCCCCGGUGGUAGAGUACCCCGUCUGUCUAGUGUGCCUCCAGCCCCGCACCCCAUCUUGCCCCAUUCCCAAGUACAAGACAGGGCCAAGGCUGGUGGCUUUCCCUCAACUGCUAAUGCCUUGUACCCAGGGCCAGGAUUCGGGGCCUCUCCGCAUAGGCAUCGGCUUCGGCCUCCGCUUGCCUCGGGGACAGGCCAAGGCCUUGCAUUUGCUGCCAGAAAAAAGGCAGCAGGAAGCAAGACCUCAGGGAGAGGUCCUCCGGAGUCAAACUCCAGCAACCCAGGCACCAGCAGCUCAAGUCACAGGGACGCUCUCCCAAGCCGGGAGCUUCAGGUCUGCAGGCCUCCAACCACCAAAACCCAACCAGUUUUCCAUGCCUCCACCUCAGGCACCAAGACAGCCCACUGCCUCCCCAAAGCCCAGGCCUUCUCCUGCCCCAAAGAUGUAGGUGUCUCCAGAAUCUAUUCUUCGAAAGUCGCCAUCUUAAUUCCAGAGCAGCGCAGACCUUCUGGAACACCCCCUCCAAACCCCACCCUCCCCAUCAGGUCUUCUCAGACCUUGGGAAGCCACAGAAACACCUUGAAGGGCUGGCUGGCAGGAGGCCAGGUGUGCUCUCCAGCCCUGAACCCUGGGAACCCCUUGUGGAGUCUGCUCUCCCCUGGUUGAAGAGGACCAGAGGCACCCAGGGCCCCAUUCAGCCUUCAGUGUAUCCAAUAAAGCCUAACCCUGAGAA
This is a messenger RNA of Mesocricetus auratus (golden hamster), 2210 nucleotides long. RefSeq names its product proline rich 30 (gene Prr30). Lineage: Eukaryota; Metazoa; Chordata; Mammalia; Rodentia; Cricetidae. The record is from RefSeq and is a predicted model, not a curated record. Bases 735 to 1925 code for a protein of 396 amino acids. The transcript is spliced from 3 exons.